AUGUCUUUCCCCAUUAUUGAUGUUUGGGCAAACCCUGUCCUUCCUUUGGACGAGGGCGUCCCUGAGAUCCGCCGCUUAUUCGAACAGUCCCAUGCGGAUACCAGCUUGCUAUCCAAGCGACGGACACCCGAUGAGCUUAUUGCUCUCAUGGACGCUGCCGGUAUUUCAAAGAUAUGCCUCUGUGCAUGGUAUCGGCCAGGACAAGCAGUGUUUUCCAACGAAGAAGUGGCCGGGUUUACUCGCGCCUACCCUGACCGUUUAAUUGGUAUUGCCGGUGUCGACUUACAUAACCCGGUAUCUUACGUGCAGGAAGUCGAACACUACGUGAAAGUCGAAGGGUUCAAAGGCGUCCGCGUGGUUCCAUGGCUAUGGAACUUACCGCCAACUGAUAAGCAUUAUUGGCCGCUCUAUGUCAAGUGUAUUGAACUUAAAAUCCCUUUUGUGCGUACCCAGUUAAGCUGUUCGCUUAGUGACAUUGUUGAUGUUGACUGA
This is a messenger RNA of Aspergillus tanneri, 492 nucleotides long. Its product is annotated as amidohydrolase family protein. The transcript is spliced from 3 exons. Gene Ontology annotation, cellular component: cytoplasm. The record is from RefSeq and is a predicted model, not a curated record. Gene Ontology annotation, molecular function: hydrolase activity; carboxy-lyase activity. Lineage: Eukaryota; Fungi; Ascomycota; Eurotiomycetes; Eurotiales; Aspergillaceae. Gene Ontology annotation, biological process: secondary metabolic process. Bases 1 to 492 code for a protein of 163 amino acids.